CCCUACUCGGCCGAGGAGGCGGCAGCAUGGCGGCGCCCGCGACCCCGCCGCGGCCCGUCACCCACCUGCUUUUUGACAUGGACGGCCUCCUUCUGGACACUGAACGGCUGUAUUCAAUGGUGUUUCAAGAAAUAUGCGAUCGCUAUGGGAAGAAAUACUCCUGGGAUGUGAAGUCCCUGGUCAUGGGUAAAAAGGCGUUGGAUGCCGCGGAGAUUAUAAUACAAGUCCUGCAGCUCCCAAUGUCCAAGGAGGAGCUGGUGGAGGAGAGCCAGAUGAAGCUGAGACAAGUGUUCUCCCAGGCCUCUCUGCUGCCAGGUGUUGAAAAACUGAUCCAUCACCUGCGGAAACACGACAUACCCUGUGCCGUUGCCACCAGCUCGGGGACGGCGUCCUUUGAAGAGAAGACGAGCCAACACAAGGAGUUCUUCAGCCUGUUCCAUCACGUCGUGCUGGGGGAUGACCCAGAAGUGCGGAGUGGCAAGCCGAGCCCUGACAUAUUCCUGGCCUGCGCAAAGAGGUUUUCUCCCACUCCUCCACUGGACAAGUGCCUCGUGUUCGAAGAUGCUCCCAACGGGGUGGAGGCGGCCCUGGCGGCGGGCAUGCAGGUGGUCAUGGUCCCGGAUGCGAACCUGAACCGGGACCUGACCAGGAAUGCCACCAUGCUGCUCAGCUCCCUCCAGGAUUUCCAGCCUGAGCUGUUUGGUCUGCCGCCCUACGAGUGAGCAGCCGGCCGUUCUGUCCUCGGCGUCCACUCCAGGGCCCCCACGGCCAGCGACGAGUGACUCCAGAUUGCUGCCUGCGCCAUCAUUUCAGCUACCUCCCAGGACAUAUUCCCUCCUAGCUCCCAGGCCUCCCGUGAAUUAAUGGGACAUCUGCCUUUUCACCGGGGCGGGGCGGGGGCGGCCUGCUUGCUCUCAAGUGCUCAUAAACCGUAACCUGAUACUUGAAAGAAAAUGAAGCAUAGAGGCAGCCCUAAAGACAGAGAGCAAACUCUCACUACCAUUUGAGUAAUCAGGCUGAUUGGACGUAGGGUGGGUGCAUACAUACACAGAGGUGGGUAUGUAUUUAUAUGUAUGUAUAUAUAUACAUAUAUAUGUACAUAAAUUUUUCUUUUCCAAGACAAACUGAAAAUAUAUUGGCAUUCAUUAGUUUUUUAAACACUGGCUGAAAAAUGGGAGUCCCUGAUCGGCACAAACGGUUAACUGCUCACUCAAGUACUAACCGAAAGGUUGGCAGUUGGAACCCACCUAGAGGCACCUCGGAAGAAAAGUCUGGCAGUCUACUUCUGAAACAUCAGCCACUGAAAGCCCUAUGGAGCCCAGUUCUACCCUGACACACAUGGGGUCACCGUGAGUGGGAGUCAACGCAAUGGCAUGGCAAGUGGUUUGGCUGGAAAAUGUGACAUGUAUACAUAUAUGUAUGUGCACAUACAUAAUAUAUAUGUAUAUUAUAUACUGCCUUACUCUCGUCAUUGUUGAUCUUAAUAUGCAACAAACCAAACCAAACUCAUUGUAGUUGAGUCGAUUCCGAUUCAUAGCGACUCUCUAGGACAGAGUAGAACUGCCCCAUAGGGUGUCCAGGAAGCAACCGGUGGAUCAGAACUGCCGACAUUUUGGUUAAUAGCCGAGCUCUUAACCUCGGCACCACCAGGGCUCCAGCAUACAAUAGCAACUGAUAAAAAGAAGAUGGUUUGAUUCCAUUUGGUUUGUAAUCUGAGUGAGAAAGCCGAGCUAUUGAUCACACCUGAGAACUAAUCCUGCUAAUUAGCAAACUUUAAAAUCCCCCUAAUUAGCAAACUUUAAAAUUCCUUUUGAUCCUUCCAAAUGGGUCUUUAGACUUUUACUGAGAAGCCAGCUCUGAGCCUUGGAAUCAAUGCUUUCCUUAGCGUGGCUGUAAGUGUAGCACGUCUUAUAUCCACACCCUCAUGUACACUUGAGAAUGGUUUCCCCUUACCUCAGCGCGGUCAUCUCCCAGCUUGAAGAACGGUGAUCUCCUAAUACAUUCUUCGGUACAAAUACAAUUUUAUUUUCACAGCACGUACUUGACAAGACAGAACGUCAUGACACAUUUGUGGGAGAAAGUGUUGGACCUUGCAGUUUUGUGGUUAAUCCGUUUUUAUAGAUGUGUUCGGCCUUUGAGAUUUGUCUGUAACGCGUCUGGGCACAAUGGUGAGCCUUUGAAAGGGGGCGGAAGGGUUACUGGACAUUCUGGGUUGGUGUAUCCUUUCGGGUGCCCUCUACCGUUGACUGAUGGUUGCAGGACAGUCACGUCACACAUGGGGUUGCGGGGUGGGGCCCCUGUCCAGUGAGUGUUGCCCCUGGCUCCCGACCAGCUUUGUGUCUGUUCACCAAACGUGUUUCAGUGUCCCCUUCUGCCUAUCUGCAGCCUGCUCUUUGAAUUCUCCAUUGAGCCUGUUAAAACAUCUCACUGCUCCCUCACUAACUUAGUUAAAUGGCAUCUUUGGCACAUGUUCGUGGUUGGUUGUAUGAGAGUCAUGAUUUUACCUUUUUUUUUAAAUUAUCCUCCAACAAAUGUAACAGAUACAUGUGACUUUUUUUUUUUUUUU
Molecule: messenger RNA, 2566 nt
Organism: Trichechus manatus latirostris (Florida manatee)
Lineage: Eukaryota; Metazoa; Chordata; Mammalia; Sirenia; Trichechidae
Gene: PUDP
Product: pseudouridine 5'-phosphatase
Exons: 4
Coding region: 27-722 (231 amino acids)
Molecular function (GO): phosphatase activity
Source: RefSeq, a predicted model, not a curated record